Podospora anserina S mat+ is the source of this 594-nucleotide messenger RNA. RefSeq lists its product as uncharacterized. Gene Ontology annotation, biological process: mRNA splicing, via spliceosome. The coding region runs from base 1 to 594 and encodes 197 amino acids. The transcript is spliced from 6 exons. Gene Ontology annotation, molecular function: RNA binding. Gene Ontology annotation, cellular component: nuclear speck. NCBI's taxonomy places the organism in Eukaryota, Fungi, Ascomycota, Sordariomycetes, Sordariales, Podosporaceae. The record is from RefSeq and is a predicted model, not a curated record.
AUGUCUCGCAACGGCACUACCCUCUACGUGACCGGUUUCAGCCACGGAACUCGCGCGCGCGACCUCGCGUACGAAUUCGAGCGAUAUGGCCGUCUUGUCCGUUGUGACAUUCCGGCUCCUCGCUCUGCCUCCAGCAGACUCUUCGCUUUCGUCGAGUACGAGGACCGCCGUGACGCGGACGACGCGUAUCAUGAUAUGCACAACAAGCGCAUUGGCCGUGAUGACAUCUUGAAGAUUGAGUGGGCUCGCACUCCCCCCUCUGCUUCGUGGAGAUUCGACCGCAACGAGCGUGAUGGCCGCCCUCGCCGUUCUUCUCCCCGCCGCCGCUCUCCCAGUCCUAGACGCAGCACCCGUGACUACUCUCCCAGAAAGGAUGACCGCCGGGAGCGUGAUCGCGAUAGAGACUACGACCGCGACCGCCGUGACACCCGUGAUCGUUCUCGCAGCCCUGAUCGUGAGCGGGAUCGUGAUGUCAAGGAAGACCGCGACCGUGAGGACCGUGACCGCCGCGAGAAUGGCACUAACGGUGAUGACAGAAAAGCCCUGGACAGCCCUGAACGUGCCGCCCACGACGAUCUCGAUAUUGCCGAGUAA